Molecule: messenger RNA, 1873 nt
Organism: Enhydra lutris kenyoni (northern sea otter)
Lineage: Eukaryota; Metazoa; Chordata; Mammalia; Carnivora; Mustelidae
Product: transmembrane BAX inhibitor motif containing 4
Exons: 7
Coding region: 1094-1810 (238 amino acids)
Biological process (GO): negative regulation of apoptotic process
Cellular component (GO): membrane
Source: RefSeq, a predicted model, not a curated record
UGUCUCUCUGUCAAAUUCAUAAAUCUUUAAAAAAAUUAUUAGCACCAAUUUUAUCAUUGACCCUUAUAUGCUAUAAUACCAGUUUUAAAGGCAAGCUCAUAAGGAUCACCAAAAUUACAGUUUGUAUUUCCUAGCCUGUAUAUACAUAAGCAUUUCAUUCUUACUAGAACUGUGGAACAGCUAUAUACAAACUCAAAAUAUUUUUAUCAUACUUCUUGAGAUGUACACAUUCUACUAACACUCUUAACCUUCAGCUUACUAGCAAGGAUGUACAGGAAAAGAAAUUAUGGUUGGCCCUCUUUUCCUUUCCUUCAAUAGCUUCAUUUUAGUGUUAGUAAUUGGCUAAUAUUGGGAAGAAACACAAGUAAAAAAGGAUAUGCUAGGAUUGCUUGGACAUUCAUGCUUCUUAGAACACCACCGCCUUAUUUUUGCAUUCAUAGUAAGUUCCGAUUGGUAAGGAGAGAUUGGUAAAACAGUCCUUCGUACUGUCUGUGCCCUCCCAUCCCUUCCUUUACUAUCCAGUCUCAUUCUUUGUCACCCGUAUCUUACCCUAAGCUUCGCACCUCAUCUGAACCUACCCGCAUCACUUCAGUCUUCUCUGGUUGGCCCUUGUCUUCUGUGCUCAUGGGGCAUUACCUCAUUCGGAAAGCCUGGCUAAUAGAAAGUGCUCAAGAAAUUUAGGGAAUAUUAUUAAUAUUAAAAAUAAUAAAAAGUGUAUCUCCCGUGUGAUUAUUGAAGGACCAUGUGAAUGAGCUGAGUAUUUGUUGAAAGAACAGAUGGAUGGGACCUCGCUUCUAUCACUUUCAGCAACUCUCCAGGUCAGAGGAUUUAAAAAAAGCUUGUCGAGGGAAAAUCUGAGAAAAGCUGCAUUUUAGAUGACGCCGAGAACGUAAUUCAUUUUCUCUCCCGCCCCAAGCUGAAGCAACCUCCUUCCUCUCAGCCUUACCCCAGCGCCGGGGGUGAGCGCAUCGAUGAGCGCAGGCUGCGCUCGGCUAGUUGGGGCUGGAGCGCUUCAUCCCGGAAGUGGCUUGAAGGCCGUUGAGUCCGCGUCGUUUCCCUAGCUCGGCGGGGUCGCUGGGGUGCUGCUGCCGACAUGGCCGACCCCGACCUCCGCUACCCCUGCUCCUCCAUCGAGGAUGAUUUCAACUAUGGCAGCUGCGUGGCCUCGGCCAGUGUGCACAUCCGAAUGGCCUUUCUAAGAAAAGUCUACAGCAUCCUUUCUCUGCAAGUUCUCUUAACUACAGUGACAGCUGCUUUUUUUUUAUACUUUGAGUCUAUACGGACAGUUGUACAUGAAAGUCCUGCCUUAAUUUUGGUGUUUGCCCUUGGAUCUUUGAGUUUGAUUUUAGUAUUGACUGUAAACAGACAUAAGCAUCCCCUUAACCUGUACCUGCUUUUUGGAUUUACGCUAUUCGAAGCGCUGACUGUGGCCUUUGUUGUUACUUUCUAUGAUGUAUAUAUUGUUCUGCAAGCGUUUAUACUGACUACUGCUGUAUUUCUUGGUUUGACUAUGUAUACUCUGCAAUCUAAGAGAGAUUUCAGCAAAUUUGGAGCAGGACUGUUUGCUGUUUUAUGGAUUUUGUGCUUGUCAGGAAUCUUGAAGUUAUUUUUCUAUAGUCAAACAAUGGAGUUGGUCUUGGCUGCCACGGGAGCCCUUCUUUUCUGUGGAUUCAUCAUCUAUGACACACACUCAUUGAUGCAUAGGCUGUCACCUGAAGAGUAUGUAUUAGCUGCCAUCAGCCUCUACUUGGAUGUCAUCAACCUCUUCAUGCAUGUGUUGCGGUUUUUGGAAGCAAUUAAUAAAAAGUGAUUGAAAGCAGUAUGUGGAAACAUUAUAUGUGGAUUCAUUAAUAAAGGUUGAGAUAAAAUUAAC